This is a messenger RNA of Spodoptera exigua (beet armyworm), 4594 nucleotides long. The record is from the annotation of a GenBank genome assembly. Lineage: Eukaryota; Metazoa; Arthropoda; Insecta; Lepidoptera; Noctuidae.
GUGAGUUUUCAAAGUGGUUGUGGGUGGGUCUGUACUUCUUUAAUUAGUAAAAGAAUAGUAACAAACAUGGUAUACUAUACUUUCAGUUAUCUGUGUCAGCGUGGAACAUUUACUUAUAACUAAAAUUUAUUACGCUAAUAAAUCAUUGGAAUCCUAAUUAUUAAAAAUUAUGCACUUAUGAAAUAGCUUAGUACACAUAUUACAUGAACAGUUUCUGUGAAAUGUACUUUUCAUUUCUUCAUACUGAAAUAUGAAGAAACUCGUAUUGACAUUUGAUAUACAUGACAUUGACAGUUGACAUUCGAUAAGUCAAAUCUGUGGCGUUGACAUGACAUUUCUUCAUUCAUUGCUUAUUGUCAUUGGCAACCAAAGUAUGGCUCUACCGUUACCCAUACCUCCAUGUGCUAAAAGAGAUGGCCUAAGUGGCUUAAGUUGUGAACAUUUUGAUUAUGCUAGUACUAUGGCGACAACUUUGUUGGCACCAGUUAAAACUGAAAGACAAAUUCUUGAGCACUCUAUGUCUGAAGAUGACCCUAAUGCAAAUACGCAAUUACCAAGCUUGGUGGACAAGCAGCCACGCUGGGGUCCGCGCCACCGUGGUGCCCAGGAACUAGCUGAACUUUAUAGUCCAGGCAAAAGACUACAAGAAUGGGUCUGUGUGGUGGUUUGUUGCACAUUAUGCGUCUGUGCUGGUGUUCUCAUGGCCAGACAUGUACAAGCGGAUGCCUUAUUAUUAUUAGCAGCAAUAUCUGGUGUUCUAACAGCAGAUUUUGCUUCAGGCGUAGUGCAUUGGGCUGCUGACACUUGGGGAGCAGUUGAUCUACCUGUUAUAGGCAAAAAUUUCUUGCGCCCAUUUCGUGAACAUCAUAUUGACCCCACAUCAAUAACUCGUCAUGAUUUUAUCGAGACCAAUGGCGAUAAUUUUGCUAUUACUAUACCGGUCUUAGCAAGAAUUGUGUGGCAACUUCUCACGUAUGAUGAUGAAAAUAUUAAUGCCCAAUUUCCCUGGAUUGCUUACUGGUACUUAUGCUGUAUCUUUGUUGCAAUGACCAAUCAGAUACAUAAAUGGUCUCAUACUUAUUUUGGACUGCCAAUGUGGGUUGUUUGGUUACAAGAAUGGCACAUAGUGCUGCCACGUCGUCAUCAUCGCAUACACCACGUAGCGCCGCACGAGACUUACUUCUGCAUUACCACAGGCUGGCUUAAUUGGCCUUUAGAAAUGCUCCACUUCUGGUCUACACUAGAGACUAUAAUCGAAGCAGUCACUGGUUGUAAACCCCGAGCCGAUGAUAUGAAAUGGGCACAGAAAAGGUCCUAGAAUAAUUAUAUAAUUACCUAUUCCUAAAAGGUAUACAGUUUUUAUACAAAUAAACACUCGUCCACAUCUACUGAAUCAAUUAAUAAUAAUAGGUUUAAUAUUUUGCUACGAUAAAAGCGAUAUUAAUAAGUUGCUUAUUUUUAAGAUUGCUAGAUAGCAGAUUGUCGAAUCUGCUUUAACGCCAAAAGCAAUAAAAUUAACAUGUCUCAAUGAUGGGUCUGUUUGAUGUUAGUACGGCCUGAGUGAACUAAUUUUUGAUAACGCAGUGCCUUAAUAUUACAAUCCGUUCGUAAACAUAAAGUCAGAGUUGUACGAGUUGAACUCGCUCGUGAAAAGUACAGGAACUAUUAAAAACUUGACUCUAAAUACUUGCACAUUAUUUGGCCAUAGCUCUAACAAUGUAUUAUUAUAGUAUCUAAUAUAAGUAAGCAGUAAUACCAACAAAACUCCUCUUCUAUCAUAGCUAAAGGAUGUAGCUCCCUGGUGAAGUAUUACGAUGAAACAGGUUCCUUAUUUUGUCCUGGUCUGCAUUUUUAUGAAUCAUAAUACUUCACGCUUAUAAGUGCCCACUGUUGAGCAAAGGCCUCUUCUCGCACGAAGAAAGUUUGAGUAUUUAUCAAAGACACGCUUGCCUAUACUCUAAUGGCAUAUUUGCUCAAUGCGGAUUGGUGCUUAUGAUUACAAAUUUAUGAGUCCGAGUUUCUUAACGUAAUUAAUGUUUCUCUUUCCCGUUUCUCAGUGAUAUCUAAAUAAUCUUAGAAAGUGCAUAUAACUCGAAACGUCACAUUGGUACUCGCCAGAUUUCGAAGUCGCAUCCUCAUUAACCUCCGGGCCACUACGACAUUUUUUACGAAUGGUUGUAACAUAAUUCUCCAUUACGCAAUCACCUUCCUUGUGUAAAGACAAUCACAAAUUAAUGGUCUCUUUUCUGCCUGCCCCAGCUCCCUUGAAAGUCCUCAAACGUGUCAUCCCUAUGUAACUUAGUAGGUACAUUCACUAAGUACCAAGAAGAAAGAAAUAAUCUUUUCAUUUCUUUCUUACCAGGCAAAGAGUUGUCCAGGGCAUAAAACUAGUCAAAAUUACGGAUGCUACAAAUUUUGGAAUCAAGAACAGAAAUCUUACACUUCUGGCCUUCUCGGAUUUCAACAAAUCCAUCAAGCCAUCAACAUCGUAGAUGUUGAUAUACUGAUUGGUGCACCAAACUCUAUAAACAUAUCUCUGGCUGUAACUGAUUGGUUUCAUAUAUCGCCAACAGCGUAUCCACAUUGAAAGUUCUUUUUCUUCUUAGUCUAACAUUACUGCUGGAAACCCACGCGAGGGGCGUGCUUUUUCCUUUACCCUUCGCAUUGUUUAUACAUUCCAUUUCCAAUGGCCUUAUAAUAUUCUACCAGUUGUAUUCUGCCGAUUUGCAAAUUUAUUCUUAGGCAGCUCUUGAUUAAUACUCCGUAGUAGUGAAGAUGAUUCAUACAGACGUAGCAGGAAUUUUUUAAUGGAGUACACGUUAACCAUUCGAAGACCCGGCUCAUCAAAAGCAAGCACUCAUUUGAACUCUAGAUUCAUUUGGUCAUAUAUCCCACCGGUUGUUUUCGAUGGUACCUAAUACCUUUAGCUAUUUAGGGAAGGAUUUCGGAUUGUUACCAAGUUUGUACAAGAAAGAGUACUUGUUCUGUGAAAUAAAUAGGUACCGUUAUUUAUUUUACAGAACAAGAAUUCUAAACGGGUAGCCUUAUUACUAAAAGCGUUAUUCACCAGGUAACCUUUAGGUCAGUUUAGGUGAAUGGAACGCUGCAGUCUCUAGUCUAGUCAGUUAUGAAAUUAAUACUGUCUGAUAUUCAACAAUGAUAUUCUUCAAAAACACAAAAAUGUUAUAAAUAAGGCUGUGCUUGUCUUACCGACACUAGGAAUGUAUUUCACAGCCGAGCUCUUAGGACCGUAAAAGAUUUAUUGUAAAAUUUGGCAGGACGCUGAGCUCAAGCCUCAACGUCUAUGGCGGUUUAAGUGAUAAGGCGCUUGCAGGAUUAAACAGUAGAAACGAUAUCCUUAUUUCGGCGAUUGCAGACUUGUCAUGUUUGUCAGUAUUCGGAAUUCGCGUGAAACAAAUAUUACAAAUUAAACUGAUUUUUGUCGUCGCUCAAGCCUAUUCGGGGGCUUCCUACAAUUAUGAUUUGUGUUGACCGUUGAUGGUAGUCGUGCAGUCGUAUCGUACCUUUUUUUGUUAGAUACUGGUGAACCUUCAAAAGGCGCCUAGCUUUUGGGAAAAAAUACUAGAGUGUGGGAUUUUUACCUAACUAAAACUCCUCAGUGGCUGAAAGCUGUACCUACUUUCUGGAGCUGGUCUAUUAAGAGGUCUCGGUGUCCCUUACACGUGUUAAUGGUGGCCAUGGAAUGAAAUGCGUAAUGGAAAACUAGUAUCGACUGUGCCAAUAAAUUGUAAAUCAGUGUCCUACUCAUACAGUAGCGUGACAAUAUGGUGUAACGCAUUGAAAACUCAUUCAGUACAUAAUAGUUUAUCCUACUAGGCACUUAGUAAUUAAGCGUAUUUUUACGAUGACAUUAUAAGAGCUAUGGUCACAUUUUUGUGAUGCCAAAAUAAAAAUUAGUCAUAUUAAUAACAGUUACCUACCUGGAUAUCUAGAUGUUAAAUUAACUUCUAUAUGAUUAUAGCAGGUAGAUAUUCAGAAGUUCUAUGAUUAAGAAUAGUAACCAUCAUUCAGUAUACACAAAUUAUAUUAUUGAAUUGAAAAAUAUAACGAAUUACCUCAGAAACUCAUAUUUGAACGUAAUGCAUUUACUACUGGCAACUAAAAGUGGAAUACCAGUGUAGGUAUGUACCUAUAUUAAGAAUUAUUUAAAUAAUGCAAUUUCUUAUUAAAUUUGGUAGCUACUUAUAUAUGAUACUAACCAUUUCUAUACAAGUACCUACAUGGAACGAUUAUUUAGUUAUUUGAUUAAAAUGUGCACACUGCACAAGUUUAUGUGGUAGCUUGAAUUGUGACAAUAGAUAGCUAUUUUGAUAUUGAUAAUAAUAAAGUGAUGCCUAUUUUAAAUAUAAUAUUUAUAAUGGUAUGUGUACAUUAUUAAAUAUUCAUAUUUUGCUCUCAUACAUUUUACAAAACUGACACAAAUUAGGUAGUGUAAUUAACUUCGGGCUAAACGAACAAUGUAAGUAAUGUCAUGCAAUGCUUUAAUAUUUUACUAUCAAUGAUGUAUUCUUUACACGAAUUGUCUAAAUAAAUGUUACGUUAUAAUUAUUACAAAUAAAAAAUAGGUAUACUA